CACGAAUAUGCAUUUAAAAUUCCAGAAAAGAAACCUAUAUAAAGAACCCAUUUAUAUUCUUGAACUUUGCUACUUUCCUUCUGCAGUUUUAGAAGUGUCAAAACAUAAAUCAUUAUGGUGGCACCGAUUACUGCUGCUUCAGCGUGUGCAUUUCACACUGUUAAAUUACCAUCACAAAACUAUAGUACAAAAGAGGGCAUCAAACGUGGCACUAAUAACCUAGGACAAGGACAUGGACUUGGAGUGAAGCGUGCUUCUUGUGGUGGCUUACAAAUUAAGGCAAAUGCCCGAAAUUAUAAUGAUGAUGCUAAGAUUUCCAGAGUUGCUACCAUAUCUUCUAUUCGUCAAAAUUUUACCAUCAGAUCAUAUGAAGUUGAUGCUAACGGAGUGGCAUCUAUUGAGACUUUGAUGAACUAUUUUCAGAGCUCUAUGAUUGAUCACUGUAAGACACUUGGGAUCCACAAUAAUAAUUUAAAUGGUUCUACGAACGAAAUGAUCAAAAGGAACUUGGUAUGGGUAUAUACUGAAAUGCAGCUUUCGACUUAUCGUUAUCCUAAAUGGGAUGAUGUAGUUGAAGUGGAAACUUGGUUAUCUACAGAAGGAAAGAAUGCUUUGCGCUUAAAUUGGAGUGUGCAAGAUUUCAAAACAAAUCAAAUGUUGAAUAGAGCCUCAAGUGUUUGUGUCUUGAUGAACAAAUUGACAAGAAGAUUAUCCAAAAUGCCGGAAGAAGUCAGAAGGGAAUAUGAACCCCAUAUUGUAAAUUCCAGAAUUAUUAUAGAAGGUGAAGACAAAAAAAUACCUAAAGUUGAUGACACUACAGCAGAUUAUAUUUGUACUGGUUUAACGCCAAAAUGGAGUGAUUUAGAUAUACAUUUUCAUGUCAAUAACGCGAAGUAUAUUAGUUGGAUCUUAGAGAAUAUUCCACAAUCAAUCUUGAUGAAUUAUGAGUUAUCUGCCAUGAGUUUGAAAUUCAAGAGGGAGUGUAAAAUAGACAGCAAGUUACAGUCGCUAACUGAAGUUUGUAGUGACGAUAAUAAUAGUAAUAAUAACGUUGAGUACAAUCAUAUGGUUCGAUCUGAAGAUGGUGUUGAGAUUUUGAGGGGAAGGACUGAGUGGAGACCCAAACCUACUAAUAGCUUUGACAAUUUUAAUCAUGUUCCAGAAGCUUUCAUUAAAGACUUCUAAUUGAGACCUGGGAGUUGCAUUAGUCUCUAUUUAUUUUUUUGUGUGUG
Messenger RNA from Arachis ipaensis, 1232 nucleotides. Its product is annotated as palmitoyl-acyl carrier protein thioesterase, chloroplastic-like. Gene Ontology annotation, molecular function: acyl carrier activity; fatty acyl-[ACP] hydrolase activity. The record is from RefSeq and is a predicted model, not a curated record. NCBI's taxonomy places the organism in Eukaryota, Viridiplantae, Streptophyta, Magnoliopsida, Fabales, Fabaceae. Gene Ontology annotation, biological process: fatty acid biosynthetic process.